This is a messenger RNA of Neodiprion fabricii, 3727 nucleotides long. RefSeq lists its product as uncharacterized. The record is from RefSeq and is a predicted model, not a curated record. Bases 1613 to 3349 code for a protein of 578 amino acids. NCBI's taxonomy places the organism in Eukaryota, Metazoa, Arthropoda, Insecta, Hymenoptera, Diprionidae. The transcript has 6 exons.
UGUGGAAACAGUUGUACUUGUGCUUCGCAGUGGAAAAGUUCAACGUAAAUCAUCGGAGCUGAAAAUCCGAUUUGAAUAUAUAAUUAAAAAUCGAUAUCGACACGGUGAAAAUUGAUGGUUCAACACCGUAGUCGCCUAUUAUGGUGAACAUGGAAAAAAGCGUGGAUUGUAAAUCCAUUCCGCAUCGAUUGAUGAUCAAUAUGGAGAAGGGUCAAAACAAAUACGGAAAGCUGAUGGAACCCGAGGAGCGACACGCGUCGGCGUCGAAGAAGAAAGUCUUGGAGUUCGAAGAGCUGGUGGCGUACGAAAGGAAGUUGUUGAAAUAUCUCAAGUACUUCUUCGCCGUUGCCCUGAUCUUCAUAAUCAUGACAGUGGGAUAUUUGCUAUGGUCAAAUUAUCACGCCAAGACGUCGGCACUGGUCGAAUCGGCGCGGGCGCCAACCUCGGACGUGUUGAAGAAUGUUUUGGAAACCGAUACAAUUACGCAGCCGGAAGAAGACGCGUCUCACGGAGAGACGCCGUUUGACAAUUUGCAAUUAUUUGUCCGUUCCGAUCCGUUUUCGUUUUUCCAUCGAUUCGAUAAACAUUACGAUAACUCCCAGAUUCAAUUGAAAAUAACAAUCGUACGUGACGAGAUCACCGGACCAGUUGCCAUGGAAAAUGGAAGUGGACAGACGGAAGUUCAGAAUUCCAUAUCAGACAAUGAUACUCGUAAAAUGAGCGAUGGGAUUUUCCGCUCUAUUAUCUUUUCUCUAGGCCCUAUGGGAAACGGGAUCGAUGAUGCUCGUUUCGCGAAGAAUCCGGAUGACAUGCCCGGUUCUGCAUCGUUUGAAUUCAACCCGACAAAAGUCGAGAAGGAAGAAACCUUGGAUUAAACGCUACGAAUUCUAGUAACUAGCGAUAAGGAAGGAUGAAAUAAUAGAAAAGACGAAUCGGAGAGCGAGAUGUCGAAUUGAGCUGAAAAAUUAUGGAAGAAUAUCGGCGGCUUAGAGUCCAUGCAAAAAGCUAAUAAAGGGUCGAUAACGUCGCUCUGACCACUGAUAAAAGAAUUUUGUUUACCGCUUAAUGGUCGCCAGGCUGAUUACACAAUUAUUAUUAAAUUGUUUUUCAUUUAAAAUUUCCAACUAGCUCCGUAUUCAACAGUCUGACUGUAAUAUUGUUGUACUUGUUUCGUAAACAUGAACUAGUUCUAGUAUUAAUGACGACAAUAAUAAUAACAAAAACAACGAUAAUAAUAAUGAUAAUCAUAACAAUCAUAAGGAAUAUUAUCUCAAGAGUGCAUAUUGUAUGUUGGCAUAACUUUUAAGUCGAAUUAGCAUUCACACGUUUCAGUUGACUGGACAAAUAACAUAUAUGUUAGCCAUUUUACGCGUUAUACAUAUAUUCUGUAUUAUCUUGUUCUCUCGUUGAUAAAAGAAAAUAAAAAGUGUUCGUACGUGGUUUAGAUGCAAUUUUCCCUGCAUAUCAGAUAUUCCGUUUCACGCAAUGUUCAGCAAGUUUGUGCAAUUAACGAAACGCCGUCGGGUCGAGGUGACGCCCAUCUUGAGAAUCCUUCCUUGCUUGCUCAGCCAGCCAUACUCUACAGUUUACAAGUGAUCAUUCGAGGAAGAACAUGGAGCCGAGUCAGAAAAGCUCUGACAACUUAUUGGUCCUUGAGGACGGGUUAGCAUGGCAGAAGAAAUCGAAGGAUCAGCAAUUCGUCUCGGUUUCAAGCUAUGAGUCGAGGGUGUCGAAAUGCUUGACGUUCUCUUUCAUCCUCCUCACUAUCGCGCUCGUUGGGAUUGUGGCCUAUGAACUUCAGCAGGCGAUUCGAACCGAGUACUUGAUAACCGACGCCGAAAUCCGGGCGAUGGAAAUAUCUGAGGAGAAUAUUGAAAAUGUAUCAGUUUCAAGGAAGGACUCGGAUUUUCUCAUUCCAAGCCCUGAGCCUACAACCACGUCUUUUUCCGAUGAAACUAAUCAGGACGCGAAAAAUUCUCAAUCGAGCGAAGAGAGGAAAGAGGAACAGAUUUUCGAAGAAACCGGUGUGAAGACAUCCGGCGAUCGGGUCGACGAAACGUCCGACUCCUCGAAAUUGCUUGAGGAAGAACUGAGAAAUCUGAAUUUAGACCAGGAGGAGAGUUUCAAACGGCUGCUCGAGAAAAUCGAAUCGAUUGCUAGAAAAACGGAAAUAGAGGAUCCUAAUUCCUUACCCAUAUGGGACACAAUCGCUUCGCCAAUAGACCCGAGCGUGGUGGGUCAGAUUCCCGAAGAAGACAGAAGCACCGCCGUCUCGGCUGAUGCGGGGAUUGAGAAUCCCACCGAAAAACCCGACGAAUUUCGAUUACCAACGAUGGACGGCUGGAUGAAAUUGUAUCCGGACCGGUCGAAACAAAAGCACGAGGAAAUCGAUGACGACGACGGAAUAGAUACAGCGUUAGAAGAGGACGGCUUCGACGAUUAUGCGUACGAAGACUCCUACGAAGACUACAACGAUUAUUACUCGAUGGAAGAGUUCGAAAGUGCAAAAGGGACCAUUGAGGAGCCAAGGGUGACACCGGAAACCAUGGAAGCGAAAAAAGAAGUUACGGAGCCUCUAAAUCAGGAAUCGGAUCUGAUCUCGGUAGCCUGCUUUGGCACGUGGGACGAAGAUUUUGUUCUCUCUGAUACGAAACCACCAGUCACCGUUGCGACAGGUCCCGUUGUACCUGACCAGGAAAAUUCUACCGAUGAGAAUCCGAAUGAGCCAACCAGAUCCGAGAAUACUGUUCAAACAACCGACGGGGGAGGUGAUCUGCCUGAGUUCGGCUUUCCAACUGCUAAUAAUCUCCAAAACCUGUGGGAAAUACGGAACGAUGAUGCUAAGAACUACUUCAGAGACGAUCAGUUUAGCUCCGAUGUUAUUCAAUCCUUAUUGGAAUCCGCAUUAUCCAACAAAGAUAAAAAAAGUAUCAAAUCGCUCCGCGAGAUGCUUGGACUGGGACGUACCGUAAGGCACGAUUACGGCUCUUACGACAGAUUUUCCGAUUACCCAGUGGUGAAACGCUCCAUUUCCACUUCACCGGUAAACGGGAGACUAGACGAGUCGCAUUCGUCACCGGAAAAGUCAGCCAGGCUGAUGGGUGAAAUGCGGAAAGCGAUUGACGAGGAGACCAGCGCACUCCACGACCUUGUCUCCGUGGCCUCUGGGCCGGUGAAACCCGUCCUCGAAGCAGAAUUAGACGACUUUUACAAACGGAUGGAAGCCGUCUCGGCUCACAUCGAUCGGUUGCACGAACGGUAUCUCAGACUUAACGAAGUGACCGACGACUACGUGUCGAAGGAGUUUCCUGCGUCCGAGGAAGCCAACGACUACGGUUAUAGAUACUGAGGAACCAAGGCUGAGGACAGUAUCCUGGAUAAACCUUGUGAGCGACACGCAUCGCGCCGAUUUCGGCGUAAAUAAUCAUGCACAACGUCGUUCGAGUUCAACUCAGUCAAGGACUUUUCGUACCGAUUGUAAGUCAGCUUUGUCGAGCGUAUAAUUUUAGGCUCUGUUUCCAUCCGACCGAGUCGAUGUACGAAUAUCUUGAAUACUGCACUGAAAGUUUCUGUCAACAAUCUGUUAUUUAAUUUAUACCUAUUAUGUGUACACGUAUGACAUGUACCUAAGUUUAAAGUAAAUAAUAACGUUAAGCACAAUAUAUCGAGCGAAGAUACGUACGAUCUAAACUGUAAUAAAAUAUUGACCGAAAGCGUAAGAAAUUCA